UCUAGCCAGUCCGCGGCUGUCUGUGCUCCGCGAAACGCGACUUCCGGAGUUCGUGAUUAAAUUCGAAAUCGACUGAACGAUUUUCGUAACCCUUCGAUUUGGGAAGAUCAUUGGACGUUACCUUUUCAGGACGGACAAGUACGAUAAUUUGCGAUCGUUCUGAAAACGAUCCCCAGAGGUGUCACGUCAGCGAAAAUCAAGAUUCCGCAUUGAACAUCGAAAGCUUCGGGGGAUGCGAAAACCGGUGGACGAUGUCGACAGGACCAACCUGGGGGUCAAGGUUGUUCCUCGCGUUCGCGACAACCACGAUCGUAAUCACCAAUUAUCAGUGCCACUGCGAGAGGACCCAUCUACGCGAGAAGCUUGUUAACGGCUACCGAACGAUGAGAAAUAUCACUGGUUUGCAAGAAGAAAUUUCUGCUAUAUUGCCACCACUAAGGAUACCUCGAUUGAGGCAUCACCGUGUAACUGAUUGGGAUCCUUAUUUCGAAAAUGCGGAAGGACAAGGAAUCAAUGGAUCACAAAACGUGGCAUUGCAUUUGGGAGCUACAGCUUUGUUAGAUUGUCGCGUUGCUAUGCUUGCCGGAAGAAAAGUCAUGUGGGUACGUCGAAACGACGACUGGGGCUCCCUUCUAACUCUGGGUAACAUGACUCACAUUUCCGACACAAGGUACAGCGUCAGUUUCCAGUAUCCAAAUAACUGGAGACUAGCGAUUGCUGGUGUACGAAGAGAAGACCGUGGCUUGUACAUCUGUCAAGUGAAUACACAUCCACCUAGAAUGCUGGUCACGAACGUCACCGUUCUUGCUCCGGAUAUAAAAAUUGUCGAUGAGGCCAGACACGAGUUACGUGAUCGUUAUUAUAAAACUGGAAGUGGAAUUGAACUUUUGUGUGUCGUAAGACCGUCUUGUCCAGACUCGAAAGUACCGCAUCCGGUAUGGAGGAAAAGUGGAGAGAAUUUAUCAAAUCGUGUUGACGUUUAUCAUAUUAACGGAUCGAAUGAGGAGGUGAUAACGAAGCUUCAUAUCGAACGAGCGAAAAAGACUGACAGUGGAGAAUAUGCCUGUUCCGUUGGACAAUUCAGCACGACAGUUGUUCACAUUCACGUUCUUAAUGGUGAGAAACAAGCGGCCGUUCAUCACGAUCAAUGGAACGCAGCGUGCACCGAUUAUUCCGAAGGAAAUGGCGAACUUUUCGUCGUAAUAACUGUCCUUCUAAUACUAUGUACUUUGACAAUGAAUUCCUUGUAAAUCGUGUUUCUUCGUUUAUACGACGUUACACAUAUGAAAGCAUGUACUUGCAUUCAUUCACGUAAAAAAGCUACGGCUUAAAACUCUACAGUUCAUUUCCGCGCAAUUUUCUUUCCUUUAACAUUUCUAAGUACUUCACGAUAUUAGAAAACGAAGUACCGUACUGUGGUCAUACAUGCGAGCUACGAAGAUUUUUCUCGAUCAAGCAAGUGAAUUAAAGAACGUUAUUAUAAGUGUGAAAAUUGAAAAAGUUAAUCUUUAUUAUAUAUAUUUUUUUUUCUUUUUUUUUCUUCUUUACAUAGAGAGUAAAUCAGUGAUCAUUGAAAAAAAUUGUUCAUAUAAUAUAUAAGGAAAUCAUUGAAUGUAUCUACAAUCUCAUAUCAAAUAUUCCUAUCAACAAUAAUUAUUCAUUCAGAGAAAGUAAACUUAUUUGCAUUACCUUUCACUUUUACUGGCUUGAUUGAAAAUCUCGACUAUCUUGAAUAAUUUGAAUCGAUGAAAUUAUUUUUCUCUUACGACGAUGAUAACCAUAUUUUAAGAUUAUUGUUUCGACAUAUGAAAAAUUAAAUAUAAAUGAGUGUACAUGAAUGUUGAAUAAAUACUUGGACACAACUACUUUCACUAUAUUAUUAGAUUCGUUGAAAAGGAAAAACGAUCUUGACAAAUCGAUACGUACUUCGAGUGAAAAAUAACAGUAUUAUUUGAAAUUUCCGUGAAGAUGGUUUAAUUGAUAUUAUAAAUAUAUACAUAUAUAUAUAUAUAUAUAUAUAUAUAUAUAUAUAUAUGUAUAAAUGUAUAUGUAAGGAACUUGUAUAUAAGAUAAAAUGUUCAUUGUACCGUAAGAAAACGUUCAAAAUUGCGACCGAACGAACGUUUUCAAGUUAUAUGUAUGUAUGUACGAAACGAUAUGAAAUGUAAAUGUAAAAAUAUGAAAGUUUUAAAAAAAAUAUUUCGCAAUAAGUUUCGUUCUUAAGGAGUUACCGAUAUCUUAAAAAUAUUAAAUGGAUGAAUAAACUGUUUUUAAAUCCACUCGCGAUCUCAUAAAAUAAAGAGCUACGAAUAA
This is a messenger RNA of Vespa crabro (European hornet), 2313 nucleotides long. Its product is annotated as zwei Ig domain protein zig-8-like. The transcript has 7 exons. Gene Ontology annotation, cellular component: neuron projection membrane. NCBI's taxonomy places the organism in Eukaryota, Metazoa, Arthropoda, Insecta, Hymenoptera, Vespidae. The record is from RefSeq and is a predicted model, not a curated record. Gene Ontology annotation, biological process: synapse organization. The coding region runs from base 252 to 1250 and encodes 332 amino acids.